AUGGCUGCCAACGCUCGUUACCAGCCCGCUCCGCAGCGGGACUCUUUCGAAGAUCAGCAGUUCACUCAAUCUCCGCCUUCAUAUCAGGCUACAGCUGACCCGGCUCCGCGCACCGAGAAUGACAACCUGCCCGAUGAUUUCAAGUUCGGUGGCUGCGUGUCGGAAGGCACUAUCGACAUCCGGAUGCAGUUCGUGCGCAAGGUUUAUUCGAUUCUGACCGUCCAACUUCUCGUCACAACCGGCCUCUGCUCCAUCUCCUUCUUCAGCGAUUCCUACCGCGAAUUUAUCAAAGGCAGCCCAUGGCUGGUGAUUAUCUCCAUAUUCGGUGCCCUCGGAUUCAUGCUAGCUACUUGGUGGAAGGCCAAGUCAUACCCGACGAAUUUGAUCUUCCUGACUGGCUUCACACUACUUGAAGGCUAUUCAAUCAGCGUGGUGACAUCGUUCUAUGACGUGCGCGUUGUGGUGCAGGCCCUCGCCCUGACACUGGGCAUCUUUGUGGCCCUGACGCUCUUCGCAUGCCAGACUAAGUACGACUUCACCGACUGGAUGCCUUACCUUUUCGGAGCACUGUGGUUCAUGGUCCUCUUCGGAUUCGUGGCCAUGUUCAUUCCUUUCGGUAGCACCGCUGAGCUCAUUUACGGUGUCAUGGGUACCCUGAUUUUCUCGGGGUACAUCCUUGUGGACACACAGAUGGUGAUGCGCCACUAUCAUCUUGAUGAUGAGAUCCAGGCUUCCAUCUCUUUGUACCUGGAUGUCAUCAACCUCUUCAUGUCUAUUCUGCGCAUCUUGAACAGCCAGCAGAACAACUAA
Messenger RNA from Penicillium maclennaniae, 810 nucleotides. Its product is annotated as Bax inhibitor-1 family protein. The record is from RefSeq and is a predicted model, not a curated record. Bases 1 to 810 code for a protein of 269 amino acids. Lineage: Eukaryota; Fungi; Ascomycota; Eurotiomycetes; Eurotiales; Aspergillaceae. Gene Ontology annotation, cellular component: membrane. The transcript is spliced from 3 exons.